Menidia menidia (Atlantic silverside) is the source of this 873-nucleotide messenger RNA. The record is from the annotation of a GenBank genome assembly. Lineage: Eukaryota; Metazoa; Chordata; Actinopteri; Atheriniformes; Atherinopsidae.
UGGGUGGUUGGAUCCCUGGAGAUCCUCGGUAGUCCUGCCAGCCUUGUGCGGAGCAUCGGUAAUGGAGUGUCAGACUUCUUCCGCUUGCCGUAUGAGGGUCUGACCCGAGGCCCCGGAGCCUUUGUCAGCGGAGUGUCCAGAGGAACCACUUCUUUUGUCAAACACAUCUCUAAAGGCACCCUGACAUCCAUCACUAACUUAGCCACAAGUCUGGCAAGGAACAUGGACCGUCUGUCUCUUGAUGAAGAGCACUACAUCAGACAGGAGGAGUGGAGACGACAGCUUCCAGAGAGCCUUGGUGAUGGACUGAGACAGGGAUUGUCACGACUAGGCAUUAGUUUGUUAGGAGCAAUAGCAGGCAUUGUUGACCAGCCCAUGCAAAACUUCCAAAGGAACUGGGAGACACAGAGGUCAGCGGGAUGCCAAGCCAAGGGAGUAAUCUCUGGUGUGGGAAAAGGGAUUGUCGGCGUUUUUACGAAACCUAUUGGAGGAGCGGCUGAACUGGUGUCCCAGACUGGCUAUGGGAUCCUCCAUGGAGCAGGCCUGUGGCAGCUCCCUAAACAGCUCCACCUUCCCACUGAAGAAAAGUCAGCCCUGGCCUCAAACACUCACCUGAAAUAUGUCUGGAAGAUGCUGCAGUCUCUGGGACGAACAGAGCUCCACAUGGCCCUGGAAGUGACCAUUGUGAGUGGGUCAGGUCAGGAGCAUGCUGGCUGUCUGCUGCUUACCUCUGAGGUCCUAUUUGUGGUCAGCCUCAGUGAGGACACACAACAGCAGGCCUUUCCCAUCACAGAGGUGGAGUGUCAGCAGGAGCCCGGAGAACAGAGCCAGCUGAAGCUCAUGUUGCAGCAGCAGACAGUAACCAGUGAAACC